This is a messenger RNA of Drosophila bipectinata, 1554 nucleotides long. It is a transcript of the gene nclb, whose product is annotated as no child left behind. Gene Ontology annotation, cellular component: nucleus. Gene Ontology annotation, molecular function: protein binding. The record is from RefSeq and is a predicted model, not a curated record. Gene Ontology annotation, biological process: rRNA processing. NCBI's taxonomy places the organism in Eukaryota, Metazoa, Arthropoda, Insecta, Diptera, Drosophilidae.
UUUUUAUAGAGAUGACACUUUUCUGGCCCCUCUGAGACCGACUUGCACGUGUUGUCAUUUCAAAUUCCAUCAGAAAACUUCAAAUAUUGUUUUCCGAAGAAUAUGGCUGAAGAAGGUCCCCCUGAAGCGAACAUUGACUUUGUGCCCGCCCUGUGCUUCGUGCCCCGUGGCGUGGCCAAGGAUCGCCCUGACAAGAUUGUGCUGACCCAGGAGGAGUUGGCCAGGAUUAUCGGAGACACACGGCAGCAGCUGGAUGACGAAAGCGACGACGAGGAUGGUGAGGGAAAUGAGGCGGCUGACGACAUGGACGUGGACGACAAUGAGGACGCGAACAGCGAGAACCGGAAUCCCCAAGAUGAGUUCCAAUUCAACGAGUAUGACAACGAGGAGAAUGCAAAUGUUACCAGUCUGGCCAAUAUUGUGACUGCCAGCGAGCAAGUGCCCGAUGAAGACGAGGACUCCGAAGCCGAGGAUGAGGUGAUAAAGCCAAGUGACAAUCUGAUCCUGGUAGGUCACGUCCAGGACGACGCCGCCUCGAUGGAGGUUUGGGUAUUCAACCAAGAAGAGGAGGCGCUCUACACACACCACGACUUUCUACUUCCCAGUUUCCCGCUUUGCAUCGAGUGGAUGAACCACGAUGCUGGAAGCGAAAGGGCCGGUAAUAUGUGCGCCAUUGGCUGCAUGGACCCGAUCAUAACCAUUUGGGACUUGGAUAUCCAGGACUCUAUUGAACCCACCUUUAAGCUGGGCUCUAAAGGCAGUCGCAAGCAGAACAAGGAGCAAUAUGGACACAAAGACGCCGUGUUGGAUCUUUCCUGGAACCGCAACUUCGAGCAUAUUCUGGCCAGUGGCUCGGUCGACCAAACUCUGAUCCUCUGGGAUAUGGAUGAAGGACAGCCGCACACCGUCAUCACUGCCUUCGACGAGAAAGUCCAAUCGCUGGAAUUCCAUUCCACAGAGGCCCAAAGCAUCCUUACCGGCUGUGCCGACGGAUUUGUGCGACUUUUCGACUGCCGUGACGCCGAAGCAGUGAACUCCUCGAGCAUCCAGUGGAAGGUGGCGGCUGGAGAAGUGGAGAAGGUUCUGUGGCACCCCACCCAAGGCGACUACUUUGUUGUGGGCACCAGUGACGGGAGCUUGCACUACGCCGAUAAGCGGAAACCCGACGAAUGGCUCUGGUCAGUUAAGGCACACAACGAGGAAAUCUCAGGGGUGUGCUUCAACAGCCAAGUGCCCAACCUACUGACCUCCACUUCCACGGAAGGCACGCUCAAGGUGUGGAACUUCGAUACAACCGAGGCCAAGCACGUCUACGAGCACGAGUUCAAUAUGGGUCGCCUUCAGUGUAUGCGACAGUGUCCCGAGGAUCCCUUCACGCUGGCCUUUGGCGGGGAGAAGCCCCCGCGCUGCGCCAUCUACAACAUCAAGAAUUCGGUCGCCGUGCGCCGAACCUUCGGCAUACCGGACGCGGAUUAGUUGAUACUUUCUGUAUGUUAUGCACUUGUGUAUAUCCAAUUCUUUAAAAAUAAAUACGAUUUAGGUGUAAGGACCCAA